AUGGUGCGCGCCUGGGAGACGCCUCCCCGAGCUCGGGGACUGAGUGGCAGCGCGCUUGGGAGCCCCAGGAGCCGCCGGGAUUGGACCCGUUCCCCGCCACCGUUAUUGCGCUCCCACGCGCGCUCCAAACCCCGGGGUGGGAGGGGGCUGGAGAAAGGACGCGAGGAAACCCGAAGAACAUUCAUUUUCUCUUUCCCAGGGAACCUGGGUCUGGGCAGGAACCCGGUUUCUCGCCAGCCAACUGCUCUCAGAGGCUACCGAGCGUUCCCGCCUCGCCGCAGGAACUCUUCCAGCUCGCCCUCGGGCUCUGGGGACCGCUCCACAGCGGGGCCUCCCGGAAUUCCCUGCCGGUCUCCGCGGGCACACUUGGCUGGCUGCUGCGACCAAAACUACCUUCGCGUGGCAGGGUCCUCCUUCCUCCUCACAGACACCCCGACAUCACCCUCAAAACUGGAAGGGACAGCCCCGAGUGAUCUAGAGACCAGUGAGGCAGGGCAGGAGACACUCAGCAGUUUCCCUCGUGCGGGAUCUCUAAUAAGAGGCUGGCAGAAAAGUUCCUGUGCUUCCCAUGCUCUGCCCAGCUCUAGGGUCUCGGAGAGAAUCACCUCCAUCCCACCUACCUCACAGGAUGGCUGUGCACAUUCAUUCAUUCAGUCAACUAUUUUUUAUUGAGUAUCUACUAUGUGCCAGACACUGUUUUGCCACAGAUGAUGU
Messenger RNA from Pan troglodytes (chimpanzee), 714 nucleotides. RefSeq lists its product as uncharacterized. Bases 1 to 672 code for a protein of 223 amino acids. Lineage: Eukaryota; Metazoa; Chordata; Mammalia; Primates; Hominidae. The record is from RefSeq and is a predicted model, not a curated record. The transcript has 5 exons.